AUGGAGAACAGAAUGCGGGGCCCCGCAGCCGCGGCUCCCCAGGCUCCAUCUCUGCAAAGGCCGCGCAAGCCUUCCUUGCACCUGCUGGUGCCUGGGGAGCAGCGUAGCCUCUCCAGGAGCGCGCCCUGCCCUCCUGCAGCUCCUCCCUGCAGCGACCCAGGGACCCGGACCACCACCUUUCCUUCAAAACAAGCAGCGAUUGUCCUCCACCGUCCCGACCACCCCGAUCGUGCGCCCUGGAUGCGCGCUGCUCCUGCGGACGCCGCGUGCAGGGCGCUGAGAGGAGGCGUCCCUCUUUAUAGCGCUGGCGGUGGACACCCCCUUGGGGGCUGGCUAAGAACCUGCAUGAGUCACGCCCCAAGAAUGCUGGGGAAUUGCACCCGGAGCUUUCUGGAAGCGCGCACCCCAACGCACGCACGGGGCGCGGGCCGGUGCAGUGCUGGGCGAGGCCGCCAGAGAGCGCGUCGGAAGAGCUCAAGCCCCAAACAGACCCCCUACUGGUGCAAUGAUGUGUUAAAGGCCGUGCUCGUUCUGCGCCCGCUGAGCCCCGGGGAGGCGCUCGCGGAGGGCCGCGCGGAAGUUGAUGUGGGCCUGGGCCCAAGCGUGACGAGGAGGAAGGGAGGGAUCGCGGAGGAGGAGGAGGAGGGGGAGCCGCGGGCCCUGGUCUGCGGCCGGCCCGGCCUCCAGCGGGAAGCGCGAGGCGCUGCGGGAUGGGCAGCGGGGCGCCCCGAGCCUGCGAGCCGACAGACACCCCGCUGGGCGCGCCCCGAGCCUGUGAGCCUGCGGACCCAUCCACAGCCUUCUGGGCGCACCCCGAGCCCUCGAAACCGCCGAUCACCCCCUGGGCGAGCCGUCCCUUUGGCCCCGCGCUCCCUGCACCCCCGGACAGCUCCAGGGAACUGCUCGGAGAUAGGCGGCCCGGUGCUCUCACUCAGGACCCCUGAAGACUCCCCCCAGCACCCCAAAGCUGCUGCGGCCUGCCACAGGGGGCCCUCCCAAGGCCAGGGCAGAAGGCACCAUGAAAGACAGCACACGGGGACCCCCAAGAUCCGCAUACAGUGGCAUGGGUGCUGGGUCAUGGAUGGGAGUUCCAAACAUCCUGCUGAUGUUUUUGUCCUGGAAUUGGAAAAGGAGGAAGAGAAUGACAUCGACUGGCAAAGGUCCAAAGGUCCUCCCCCACCCCCUAGAGCAAAACAUGGAUUGCCCGUGGUACGGUCAGCCAGUGGCGAUGGAGAUGUGCUGUGUGUUGCUGAGGAGCUGGAAGAUGAUGAAGACAUGGCGUCCUUCCCAGGAGCACGGGCAGGCCUGUCCGGCCCACGCUGUAGCCGCUGCCAGCGGACACUGUCACUGCACACGUCCGUGCGGAUCCUGUACCUCUUCCUGGCCCUUCUGCUGGUGGCUGUGGCAGUCUUGGCCUCCCUGGUUUUCAGGAAAGUGGACUCACUGUCUGAAGGUGUCUUGCUGGCCCAGGCUGCGUAUGACAGGAAGCUUGUGUCCAUGCAGGAGAACCUCCAGGGGCUGGACCUGCCAGGACCCAACAAUUGCUCCUUUUGCCAGGAGGCAGGGCAGCUGGGCCUUGAGAUCCAGAAGCUGCAGGAGGAGCUCGGGGGUCUCCAAAAGCUGCUCAUGGCCCAAGAGGCACAGUUGGGCCAGACGACUCAGACACACCAAGUCCUCUCAUCUACCAGCUCCCAGAUGGUGCAGGACACGGGUCGCUGCUCCUUCUCUGCCCACCAAGUCAACCAGUCUCUGGGGCUCUUCCUGGGCCAGGUGCAAGGCUGGCAGGCCGCCACAGGCCGCCUGGACCUGGCGCUGAAGGACUUGGCGCAGGAGAGUGAGGGCGUGCAGACCUCACUGCAGCAGAUCAACUUCACAGCCGGACAGACGUCUGAGUGGAUCCAGGGGCUGCGCCGCAAGACGGCCGAGGAGACCCUGACACUGCGGAAGCUGGUUAGCGACUGGCAGAACUAUACCCGGCUCCUGGGCGGUCUGCGCAUCUCAUCGGCCAAGACAGGGGACGCGGUGAAGAGCCUUCAGGCCACACUGGGCACCGCCUUGCAGCGUGCGGGCCAGAACGCAGACAGUGUUCACGAGCUGGCACUGCAGGUGAUGGGGUUGCAGUUGCAGCUAGACAACCUGUCGUCGUCGUUGGAUGACCACGCAGAAAACAUGCAUGACCUAGACUACCACGCACGCUAUGCGCAGAACCGCACUGUCGAGCGCUUCGAGACACUCGAGGGCCGCAUGGCCUCGCAUGAGGUGGAGAUCAGCACCAUCUUUGCCAACAUCAACGCCACUGACAGCCACGUGCACAGCAUGCUCAAGUACCUGGACGAUGUGCGGCUGAGCUGCACGCUGGGCUUCCAUUCACACGCUGAAGAGCUGUACCAGCUGAACCAGACAGCGGCCCUCGCUCUGGCCACCUCCAGCCUGCUGCGUCAGCGCCUUGGCCUGCUCAGUGUCCGGCUUGACUGGGACGUCCGUAACCUGUCCCUGGUCAUGGAAGAGAUGAAGGCCGUGGACACACGGCAUGGGGAGCUUCUCCGCAAUGUCACCAUCCUACGGGGUGCUCCAGGACCCCCAGGGCCUCGAGGACUCAAGGGCGACGUGGGAGUGAAGGGAGCUGGCGGCGGCAGAGGACCCAAAGGAGACCCGGGCAGCUGGGGACCCCCUGGGCCUCAGGGACCUCAGGGCCAGUCGGGAGAGCCUGGACCUCAGGGCGAGCGGGGCCCUGGGGGUCCUCGAGGGGUUCUGGGCCUCAAGGGCUCCAAGGGCAGCUUUGGGGCAGGGGGCCCCCGUGGCCUGCCAGGCCUCAAAGGGGAUGUGGGACCUCCAGGCUCACAGGGUCUCCCUGGGCCUCCAGGGCCCCCUGGGCCUCAGGGAAAGCCAGGCCUGGCUGGGAAGACGGGGCGGCCUGGUUUCCAGGGGCCCAUGGGACCUAAAGGUGACCCAGGGAUCCAGGGGCCCCCCGGCCCUACAGGAGACCCUGGUCCUCCUGGAAGCCAUAACAGCUACUGA
Messenger RNA from Suncus etruscus (white-toothed pygmy shrew), 3018 nucleotides. It is a transcript of the gene SCARA3, whose product is annotated as scavenger receptor class A member 3. The coding region runs from base 1 to 3018 and encodes 1005 amino acids. The transcript has 14 exons. The record is from RefSeq and is a predicted model, not a curated record. Lineage: Eukaryota; Metazoa; Chordata; Mammalia; Eulipotyphla; Soricidae.